Spirometra erinaceieuropaei is the source of this 1149-nucleotide messenger RNA. The record is from the annotation of a GenBank genome assembly. Lineage: Eukaryota; Metazoa; Platyhelminthes; Cestoda; Diphyllobothriidea; Diphyllobothriidae.
AUGGAGACCAACGUGGACCUCGACCUCCCGCCAUCUCUCCAGGAAACGAUCAGGGCCGUGCAGCAGCUCUCCAGCGGAAAAGCACCCGGAUCGGACGCAAUCCCUGCUGAGGUCUACAAGCACGGAGGUCCCCUACUGAUGGAUUGCCUGACUGCGCUCUUCCAGGAGAUGUGGCGUCAAGGUGCAGUCCCGCAAGAUUUCAAGGACGCAACUAUCGUGCACCUAUACAAGCGAAAAGGGAAUCGCCAAGUCUGCGACAAUCACCGCGGCAUCUCCCUACUGAACAUCGGCGGGAAGAUCUUCGCUCGCAUCCUGCUCAACCGCCUCAAUAACCAUCUGGAACAGGGCCUUCUGCCGGAAAGCCAAUGCGGCUUCCGUCGUCAUCGUGGGACCACGGAUAUGAUCUUCGUCGCCCAUCAACUACAGGAGAAGUGUCAGGAGAUGCGGACCCACAUGUACUCUAUCCUCGUGGACCUGACGAAAGCCUUCGACACGGUGAAUCGUGAAGGACUGUGGAAGAUCAUGCAGAAAUUCGGCUGUCCAGAGCGAUUCACUCAGAUGGUGCGUCAGCUGCACGACGGUAUGAUGGCGCGAGUCACGGACAACGGAGCUGUCUCAGAGGCAUUCGCAGUGACCAACGGAGUGAAGCAGGGCUGUGUGCUGGCACCAACCCUCUUCAGUCUUAUGUUCUCUGCCAUGUUGAUGGACGCCUACCGCGACGAACGCCCCGGGAUCCGCAUCGCCUACAGGACGGACGGUCAUCUCCUGAAUCAACGGCGAAUGCACUUCCAAUCGCGCGUAUCCACAACCAUCGUGCACGAACUCCUCUUCGCCGACGACUGCGCCCUGAACACCACCUCGGAAGAGGAAAUGCAAUGCAGCAUGGACCUAUUCGCCGCCGCCUGCGAGAACUUCGGUCUGGUCAUUAACACGCAGAAGACGGUGGUGAUGCACCAACCGCCACUCAACUCAGCCACAGCCCCCAACGCGCCGCCGCAAAUCAACGUGAAUGGGACUCAACUGCAAGUGGUGGAGAACUUCCCGUACCUGGGCAGUACCCUCUCACGCAGCACGAAGAUUGAUGACGGAGUCGCCAACAGGAUCUCGAAAGCCAGUCAAGUCUUCGGUCGCAUCCAAAGCACAGUUUGA